This is a messenger RNA of Suncus etruscus (white-toothed pygmy shrew), 859 nucleotides long. It is a transcript of the gene ARF4, whose product is annotated as ADP ribosylation factor 4. The coding region runs from base 3 to 545 and encodes 180 amino acids. Gene Ontology annotation, molecular function: GTPase activity; GTP binding. The transcript has 6 exons. Gene Ontology annotation, cellular component: plasma membrane; cytoplasm. The record is from RefSeq and is a predicted model, not a curated record. Gene Ontology annotation, biological process: intracellular protein transport; vesicle-mediated transport. Lineage: Eukaryota; Metazoa; Chordata; Mammalia; Eulipotyphla; Soricidae.
CCAUGGGGCUCACCAUCUCGUCGCUCUUCUCGCGCCUGUUCGGCAAGAAGCAGAUGCGCAUCCUCAUGGUUGGAUUGGAUGCUGCUGGCAAGACCACCAUUCUUUAUAAACUGAAAUUAGGAGAGAUAGUCACCACCAUUCCUACCAUUGGCUUUAAUGUGGAAACAGUCGAAUACAAGAACAUUUGUUUCACGGUGUGGGAUGUUGGUGGUCAAGAUAAAAUCCGACCCCUCUGGAGGCAUUACUUCCAGAACACCCAGGGUCUUAUUUUUGUGGUGGAUAGCAAUGAUCGUGAAAGAAUUCAGGAAGGAGCAGAAGAGCUGCGGAAAAUGCUUCAGGAAGAUGAGUUGCAAGAUGCAGUAUUACUGCUUUUUGCAAACAAACAAGAUUUGCCAAAUGCCAUGGCCAUCAGCGAAAUGACAGAUAAACUAGGUCUUCAGUCUCUCCGGAACAGAACAUGGUAUGUUCAAGCCACUUGUGCCACACAAGGAACUGGCCUGUACGAAGGACUGGACUGGCUGUCAAACGAACUUUCAAAACGUUAACCGAAGCUGAAGCUCUACCCAAGGACAUGUUUGAUAGGAUUGGUCUAGGCUUGUUACAACAAAAUUAGUUUGCAUCUUCGUUAUUAAACAGUAUCUGGGACAGGUUUGGGCAGAAUAUCACAGCAUCUAAACUUAUUUUGUUGCCAAUUAUUGUUUACCAGGUAUGAUGCUACUGCUUAGCACUAUGCUUGGUUUUAAAGAAAUUCUUGGGAAGCAAAUAGCCUCUUAAUUUACAUAUCCUUGAACCUAAAUGCCUGGUCACUAGCUAUUGUGAUGAUUUCCAAUAAACCUUUCGAAUGUUUUUCGAGCCCACA